AGGACGUGCUGCAGCUACAAGGGUGCGAUCAUAAGAGCAGACAGAGGGGGAGGCAAAGGAUCCCAUUCUUUCGAGAAAGCAUGUGGCAGACAGUUGGUGAGUGGCUGUGGUGGGAGCGUCUGUGGCUGCCAGCGAACAUCUCCUGGUCUGAUCUGGAGGACAAUGAAGGUCGUGCGUACGCGAAAGCCUCUCAACUCUACGCUGCUCUGCCCUGCGCCCUCUGCUUGCUUCUGGUCAGAUACUUGUUUGAAAGGUACCUGGCCACGCCACUGGCUGAUGUUUGGGGGAUCAGGGACAGGGUACGCCUGACAGCAGAACCAAACCCCAUCCUAGAAAACUACUUCUGCAGCCGAGCACGGGUUCCGUCACAGGCUGAUGUGAGGUCUCUGUGUAAAAAGACAAGUUGGCCAGAAAGAAGAGUUCACGUCUGGUUCCGGAGGAGGAGGAACCAGGAGCGACCAGGGCUUCAGAAGAGGUUCUGUGAGGCCAGUUGGAGAUGUUUGUUUUAUUUUUUUGCAUUUGUCGGCGGAGUCCUAGCUCUCUAUGAUAAACCUUGGCUGUACAAUCUGAAGGAGGUUUGGGCAGGCUUCCCUAAACAGUCCAUGCUGCCAUCUCAGUACUGGUAUUACCUCUUGGAAAUGGGCUUCUACCUUUCUCUGCUCCUUAGCCUCACAUUUGAUGUGAAACGGAAAGACUUCAAAGAGCAGGUGAUUCAUCAUAUAGCCACACUGACUCUCCUGAGUUUCUCCUGGACUUCAAACUACAUCCGUAUUGGAACCCUUGUGAUGGCAGUUCAUGACUCUGCCGACGUUCUGCUGGAGGGUGCAAAGGUAUUCAACUACGCCAAGUGGCACCAGACUGCCAACGCCAUGUUUGUAGUUUUCACGGUUCUCUUUAUGGUGACAAGACUGGUGAUUUUUCCUUUCUGGCUGAUCCACUGCACAUGGGUGUACCCGCCGGAGCAGUUCGCUCCAUUCUUUGGCUACUACUUCUUCAAUGUCAUGCUGUUGCUUCUACAGAUACUGCACCUCUACUGGGCUGCUCUCAUUUCACGAAUGCUUUACAAGUUUAUCUUCAGCAAGCUGGAGGGUGAUGACAGGAGUGAUGAAGAGGAGGAUGACAGUGGCUCACCAAAGGAAAGAAACCAUAAAUUGAAUCACAUGAAUGGCUCUGGAGCCAGAGGCCGAGCCAGUGGCCACUGACGCAUAAAGACAGACAGAAAAAAACAAAGAAAGAGGAAACUGGAUAGCAGACACAUGGACAGAUUCAGUGUGGACUGCAGUUGUUAGAACCUUAUUGCAUAAAAAAAGAGCAAAUACACUUGAGCAGAGAAUACUGUGUUUAUAGGAACUGUGAAGGAUAAUACGUAAACUAGCUGGAAACUACAAGGUUUCUAGAGUUCUCUGAAUUCAGGACUUUGAACAACAUAUUAUUUUGUUCUACUCAUA
Messenger RNA from Xiphias gladius (swordfish), 1448 nucleotides. It is a transcript of the gene cers3b, whose product is annotated as ceramide synthase 3b. The record is from RefSeq and is a predicted model, not a curated record. Bases 81 to 1202 code for a protein of 373 amino acids. Gene Ontology annotation, molecular function: sphingosine N-acyltransferase activity; DNA binding. Lineage: Eukaryota; Metazoa; Chordata; Actinopteri; Istiophoriformes; Xiphiidae. Gene Ontology annotation, cellular component: membrane. The transcript has 11 exons. Gene Ontology annotation, biological process: ceramide biosynthetic process.